AUCGGCCUUGGGGCAAGUUGAGGAAGGAGUUGGAGGAUCUGAAGGCCAAGUGAAGUGGUGACACAGUUAUGACAAGUCUUGAAGCUCUGCGGAGAGAAAAAAAAACCUUGCAGAAGAUGCAGGACGUUGGUUAUGAGGAGCUGAAACUGCGCAAGGAAAUCGAAGAUCUCAAGGCAAAGGUCAGUGCGGGUCAAAAGGCCACCAGCAGUGAUGAGGUUGUGGCCUUAAAGCUGCAAGUCACCGAACUCAAUGGUUUCUGCAAGGCUCUAGAGCAGAAGAACUCUGGGGUGGUAUCUCUCCGUGCUGAGAAUACUCACCUUCGUGAUGACUUCAAGGACCUGCUGGAGGAAUUUCUACGUCUUCGUAAUCUGGAAAAAUGGAGUAGUGCCGAGGUCAUGGAGAGGAGUCCGCCGGAGGCACCUUUACGUGGUAAAGUAAAAGUGGACGCCAUGUACACUCCGAAGGACAUGGAUGGGCUUCAUAAAGCCUACAAGGAGACACUGAGUAGUAAGGAGAUAGCUCUCAGAGAGGAGGAAGCGCUCAAAGAGCGACUUACAAAGGUGGGUGCAUCCAAGUAUCAGAUGUCAGCACGGCGGUGUAAAGCCAAGAGGACAACACUGAGGAAUUUUAAAACUGCUAGGAACGUAGUGGAAAUUGAGUCAGAUGGUGACCAGGAAGUUGCGAGACUGAUGUGGAUGUGAACCCAGAUAAAAACCGUAAGAUUGUGGAUGUGGCUCAUGAACUAGAAGAGGCAAUGAUGAAGAAUUUUAGGGAGAAGAGAAUGAAGGAGCUGAGGACCG
Molecule: messenger RNA, 800 nt
Organism: Chara braunii
Lineage: Eukaryota; Viridiplantae; Streptophyta; Charophyceae; Charales; Characeae
Source: the annotation of a GenBank genome assembly